AUGGUGAAACAGAGGAUCGAGAAGUCUCAAGGUAUCCCUGUUCCCAAACAAACCCUUUUCUUCCAAGGCAAGUAUCUUCAUGACCACUUUGAGAUACGAUUAUGGCAUGUCGGAGACAACUCUCUUCUCUUUCUCUACGUCUCUCCUGACGAGAUGCCUAAUCAGAAGAACAACGAUCAAACCAAGCAAUCUCCAUCAAAGCCAGUUGAUGGGUUCGUUAACAAACCAUUCCACAAGAUCACGGCGACGAGAAUCGACAACGGAUCAUCACGACCGUCUUAUUCACUUGAUGAGUUACUUGCCCCUCACGUCUCAAGAUUUGUGACGGUUGGAACUGGAAGCAGCACAAGAAUCAGAAAUCAAGAAGUGGUUCAAACCAAGAAAUGUUCAUCGUCAGACUCAGUCAAAGAGGCCGUCAUCAACAUUACUGCAGAUUGGCCUUUGAGGAAGAAGAGAAAGAUCAUCCCGUCGAUAAGGAUGACAGUAUUUGUGAAGACAGUUGACGAGACCAGGAUGAUUCCAGUGGAGGUUAACGCAAAUGAUAAGAACUGA
This is a messenger RNA of Camelina sativa (false flax), 552 nucleotides long. RefSeq names its product ubiquitin domain-containing protein 7SL RNA1-like. Gene Ontology annotation, molecular function: ubiquitin binding; proteasome binding; polyubiquitin modification-dependent protein binding. The record is from RefSeq and is a predicted model, not a curated record. Lineage: Eukaryota; Viridiplantae; Streptophyta; Magnoliopsida; Brassicales; Brassicaceae. Gene Ontology annotation, biological process: proteasome-mediated ubiquitin-dependent protein catabolic process. Gene Ontology annotation, cellular component: nucleoplasm; cytosol.